CAGCGAGCUCAGGCUACAAGCUAGUCUGUGGAGAGCGCAGCCAGCUGACGCAGCAACAGUCGGCGGAGGGGUGCAGUUAGCGGUUACUGGGAACUGGGUGUGAGUCUCUCCUAAGCCUUCGGUGAUUAUUACUAUUCACAAUGAAGAAAUUAAAAAGACCCACAUCCUGACGUCCACAUUUUGGUCAAUGACUGCCUGUCGCGGUGUCGGUGACUGACAUGGACGCUAGUGACAAUAAGGAUGUGAAGCUUUCAGCCGAAGUGGAACCGUUCAUCCCACAGAAGAAAGGUCUCGAAGGAUCCCUAGUCAGUAUGAGUCUUUCUGGAGAAGCAGGCGGAGGAGGAGGGGGUGGAGGUAUGGGAGGAGGCGGUGGAGGGGUGGAAACCACUCCCAUACCCAGCUACCUCAUCACCUGUUACCCUUUCGUCCAGGAGAACCAACCUAACAGGCAACAUCCUAUGUAUAAUGGAGGGGAGCUGCGCUGGCAGCAGCCUAACCCCAGCCCUGGUGGUUCAUACCUGGCCUACCCCAUCUUGUCUUCGCCCCAGCCCCCUGUCUCCAAUGACUACACUUACUAUCAGAUUAUGCCUGCUCCAUGCCCACCUGUGAUGGGCUUCUACCAGCCCUUCCCUGGCACCUAUGCCAGUCCUGUGCAAGCUGGAGUGGUCAACCCGGUCUCAGCAGAUGUCAGUGAAAGGCCACUGCCUCUGGGGCCAGCGUAUGGGAUGGCCAGUCAGAGGGGGAGAGGCAUGAUCCGACCUAAUGUUCUCCCAAAGCAACAGCUGGGCAUGUGCCAGCCUCCAAGGGGCCGCCGGCCUCCAACUAGGAGUGUAGCUGUGCAGAAGGAGGUGUGCACCUUGGGGCCUGAUGGUAGAACCAAGACAGUCAUGUUGGUGGAUGCAGCACAACAGACUGAUUUCCCAGGGGAGGUGUCAGGGCGGUGUGCUGGUGAGCGGGCCAGUCCCCUGCUGUGGAAAAACCGAACAAAGAGAAGACGGGCGUCCCAUCCAGCUGAAAGCUACAAUGAGCAGGGCGCCAGCGAGGCAGAUAUAGACAGCGACAGCGGCUAUUGUAGCCCCAAACACAACCAAGCAGCAGGAGUAACACAACGAACUGCAGAGAAUACAGCAGCACCCACAGGAGUAGAGGCUGGUGUAAUGACAGCAGGUACCUGGGUGAAUGUAGCCUCUCAGGCUACCCCCAAGUCCUGGGGGGACAGGAACGGCCAGUUUCACAGAGCAGACCAGAGGAAGAAUCCUGAACAGAGAAACUUCUCACAGGAUUUCCACAGUGGCUAUCCAGGGCGUGUGCCACCCAACCAGUCAGAACAAAGACUGCAGCCAGCAGUGGUCCCUGGCACUGAGCUCACGCCAGAGCCCCUCUACUUUGAGGAUGAAGAUGAGUUCCCAGAUCUUGCCACCGGAGGGGCCGUCCAACGUAGCACCAAACCAGAUUCUACUGCAGCCCAGACACACACGCAACCUAAACUGCCCAAAAACCUGCUGGAUAACCUGCCAGAAAACUCCCCUAUCAACAUUGUGCAGACCCCCAUCCCCAUCACCACCUCUGUUCCUAAGAGGGCCAAGAGCCAGAGGAAGAAAGCUCUGGCUGCUGCGUUGGCCACUGCACAGGAGUACUCGGAGAUCAGCAUGGAACAGAAGAAACUACAGGAGGCCUUCACCAAAGCAGCAGGAAAGAAGAGUAAAACCUCUGUGGAGCUGGACCUGGGAGACAUGCUGGCAGCUUUGGAGAAACACCAGCAGGCUAUGAAGGCCAGACAACUGACCAAUACCAAGCCACUGUCUUUUACAGUUGGAACGACCACUCCUUUCCAUGGUUCAGGCUCGACCGGCUUGCCGUCCAUGUUGAAGGGUCAUCAGCAGCCAUACUCGGCCCCACACAACUCCCUGGAUUCCACCGCGCCCCGUAUCAAGCGAGGGAAGGAGAGAGAAAUCCCCAAAGUAAAACGGCCAACAGCCCUUAAGAAGAUUAUCUUGAAGGAGCGUGAAGGGAAGAAAGGGAAGACGAGUGUAGAGCAAGAGUCCUCAGGCCAGGAGGAGCACGGGGAUGAGUGUUUACAUUUCACUGAUGAUCUUGCACGAGAGCCUGCCUCCCAAGAAGACAAUGGUCUCAGUGUGCCCAGCGAUGCAUCCCUUUCCCCGGCCAGUCAGAACUCUCCAUAUAGCAUCACCCCCGUGUCCCAAGGUUCUCCUGCCAGCUCUGGCAUCGGGAGUCCAAUGGCCUCAAACGCCAUCACCAAGAUCCACAGCCGACGUUUCAGAGAGUACUGUAAUCAAGUGCUGAGUAAGGAGAUCGACGAGAGCGUGACUAUGCUGCUACAGGAACUGGUUCGCUUCCAGGAGCGGGUCUACCAGAAGGACCCCACCAAGGCCAAGUCCAAACGCCGCCUUGUCAUGGGUCUCAGAGAAGUAACCAAGCACAUGAAGCUGCAUAAGAUAAAGUGUGUCAUCAUUUCUCCCAACUGUGAGAAGAUCCAGGCCAAAGGUGGUCUGGAUGAAGCUCUGUACAAUGUAAUUGCCAUGGCAAGGGAGCAGGAGAUCCCGUUUGUAUUUGCCUUGGGCAGGAAAGCUCUUGGGCGUUGCGUCAAUAAACUAGUGCCUGUUAGCGUGGUUGGCAUUUUCAACUACUCUGGAGCCGAGGGUCUCUUCAACCGUUUGGUGUCUCUGACAGAAGAGGCUAGGAAGGCCUACAAGGACAUGGUGUCAGCUCUGGAGCAGGAGCAGGCAGAGGAGGCUCUCAAAAAUGACAAGAAAGUCCCACACCACAUGGGGCACUCCCGCAACCACUCUGCCGCUUCAGCUAUCUCCUUCUGCUCCAUCUUCUCUGAGCCUAUCUCAGAGGUCAAUGAAAAGGAGUAUGAGACCAACUGGAGGAGUAUGGUGGAGACUUCAGAUGCCCUGGAGCCUGUUGAAGCUGAGCCGAGUCGCCCUGCACCUCCCACAGCCACCCAGAAAGACAGUGACACUCUUGCAGCCCCCACCAGCACCACCACGCCUGGCCCUACUGCUCCCCAGCCCAGGGCGGCACCUCCAACACUGACACAAGGCACCAGCGAGAGAGACGAGGUCAGGGUCGAUGACCGGCUGGAACUGGCCUCUCAGCAGAGCACAGAGACGGGCUCAUUGGACGGGAGCUGCAGGGGCCCGCUGAACUCCUCCAUCACCUCCACCACUUCCACCCUGGUGCCGGGGAUGUUGGAAGAGGCAGAGGAGGAGGAAGAGGAGGAGGAGGACUACACUCCAGAACCCAUCUCUGUGGAGGUGCCCACCCUCAGUAGCCGCAUUGAAUCCUGGGUGUCAAAGACCUUGGAAAACCUGCAGCUGGGAAAGAGCCAAGAGAGUACAGAAGAGGAGGAGGAAGAGGAGGAGGAUGAAGAGGAGAGAGGGCAGAGUGAAGACGAGGAGGACCUCGAUUCAGCGGACAUCACAGAGACGAGGACGGAGGGCAAAGAGCAAGUGGAGGCAAAGAAGGUCACUGGUUGAUGUCACCUUUCCUCCUCCUCUUCCUCAGUCUGCUCUUACAUAUACUCAUCCCCUCUGUCCUUCAUUGCUCUCACAUCUGUCGUCACAGCAACCAGCAGCUUUUCUCCUUUGUCUCUAACCCCUGACACCAGACAUAAUCUCAGGUAUCCAACCAACUGACCAACACUCACACACAUUACAGACAACCUGACCAACUCACACAGCGUCGCAGACCAAACAACAACCAGUCUGAGGGACACUACCUGACUUCAACACUAGUCUUGUAAUUUAGAAAGGACGCCCUCACUUCUUUGGCCCAUAACCUGCUACACUUGAAUCCAGAGGGAAGUUUGUGACUUUCCUCCUCCGAAGCUGAACUCUUUUAGAGUCAGGGACGUUUCUGGGAGCAAGUGUUGAGCACUAAAAAAAAAAAAGUUGAACUGCUGUCUCUAGCUCACAGAGGAGGAAGGUUGGAACCUUUCAGCUCCCAUCUUACUUUAUACAGAGCUCAGAAGGUUUACAGCUCUGCAAGUGUUUGUGUGCUUGUGCGUGCGUGUGUGUGUGUGUUUACAGGCACAUAGUUUGCAUUUAUUUUUGCUGUGUUCUUUGGCUUUAUCUUUGUAAAUAAUGUGUGUUUUUCACCCGCUCCACGAGGGAAGGAGAGACAUGCAUUUCUAAAUUACUUCUUGGUUGGUAUUUAGCUUUCCUCACAGAAUAUUACAGUGUCAGGGGUUCUGUCUUUCUACCAAAACCACUCCCGCCCUGUCAGUCUUUAUAGAGUGUUUUUUUUUUUAAUGUUCAAAUAAUAAGUGUCCCAUUCUGGAUUCAGAUGACUUUAACUUCUAAGAAGCAAAACAAGCUUUGUGUAUAUAACCUCGUCUAUGUGGUUCUACUACAGUAUAUAAUGGUUUGUCAUAUUGAUCUUGCCUAGUGUGAAACUAUUCUGGUUGUUUUCCUCUGACUGGAAUUGUCUCGAGUUCCCUGAUGCUGUCUGUGCUUCAUACAAAAAAGUGCUCCUGUUUUGUUCUCGCUGGUGGUGUUUGUAUCGGAUAGGGGGGGGGCCACUCUCAAGAUGCCUCUAACCAUUUUUAGAAGCCCAAACACUGAGAUCUUUUUAAUUCCUCCAUCCACAAAGACAUUUUGCAAGUGUUCUGGUAAAUAAGCAGUUAGACAGAGAACUUAGUUUUACAGCCUUAGAUCUGUCUGGUUAGUUUACGACAUUUUGAAAGAAUCAGGGUAUUAGAAAGUUGCUCUAAAUCAUUGUUUUCACCAGUGUUCACUCUCUUUCCUUCAAAAAUUCUGCUUAAAUUAACCAGUAUGACAAGCAGGUGUUUGCUGGUAUUCAUGACGUUAAACAAAAUCCAAGUUUACAAAUAAAAAGAUCUGGUUGCUUACAUAUGAAUCCUUGUAGAGCUCUUGCUGAUUUUAUAGACAGGUUUUGUGGGCACCCAGCUGCAACCCCCAGCUUCAAGUCAGUUCACCACAGCUGUAAGGCUCCCUCAUCAGGGUGGAGUCACCACCAGAGGGCAGACAAGUCGUCACAGUCAUGCACAUGCUAAUGAUAAACCCUUGUAAAUACAAGUGUACAAAAGAGAUUUUGAUUUUGCAUUGUAUUAAAAAAUACAAUCAUCAUGUUCUUAAAGCCAUUUGAUAGUUUUAACAUGUUAACAGUUGGAAUCCAAUUUGAUCAUGGUAUUUGAUAGUGAAUCACAGUGAGAUCUCAGCCAGUCGAUGAUGUUGCGGUGUGUGUAAAUGCAGUAUGUUGGGCUGUAUGCAAUGUGAAGCCCUGAGAUGGGAGAUGACAGUGUACUGAAUAUCAUACUUGGGAUAAUGAGAGUAUUUCUGGUUUGAUUAAAGGUAUGCUGUGCGUAGGCUUCUUGUUGCUAUGACUUCCAUCAAAGUGUUUGAAGUAUGUUAAUUGACAGCAAGUGUGUUUUUUUGCACUAUGUAAAUACAGUACUGGUAAAGGUCUUGUAACUAAUGUGAACAAAAAAAAGAAAAAAGAAAAAACGGUUCAAUGAAGUACUUUUUUCAGUGUGUUCCUCGUCUUUAUAUGGAUAUUUAAGACCGUCUCCUUCAGACUGUACAUCACUAGCAACAUUGUUAUAGGCUGUUUCUCAUAAUCCUGUUAUCGCUCUUAACCUAUAUGGACUGAUGAUUAACAUCAUUAAAAUGUUGUUUAAGUAAA
Epinephelus moara (kelp grouper) is the source of this 5670-nucleotide messenger RNA. It is a transcript of the gene secisbp2l, whose product is annotated as SECIS binding protein 2-like. The record is from RefSeq and is a predicted model, not a curated record. Gene Ontology annotation, biological process: selenocysteine incorporation. Bases 219 to 3503 code for a protein of 1094 amino acids. Lineage: Eukaryota; Metazoa; Chordata; Actinopteri; Perciformes; Serranidae. Gene Ontology annotation, molecular function: ribonucleoprotein complex binding; mRNA 3'-UTR binding; selenocysteine insertion sequence binding. Gene Ontology annotation, cellular component: ribonucleoprotein complex. The transcript is spliced from 18 exons.